Saccostrea cuccullata (small rock oyster) is the source of this 1659-nucleotide messenger RNA. Its product is annotated as blood vessel epicardial substance-like. Gene Ontology annotation, cellular component: sarcolemma. Lineage: Eukaryota; Metazoa; Mollusca; Bivalvia; Ostreida; Ostreidae. Gene Ontology annotation, molecular function: cAMP binding. The record is from RefSeq and is a predicted model, not a curated record. The transcript has 5 exons. The coding region runs from base 109 to 1179 and encodes 356 amino acids. Gene Ontology annotation, biological process: skeletal muscle tissue development; heart development; regulation of membrane potential.
UAUUGAUUUCUGUCGUGUUCCGCUGGAAGGAUAGGGCGCCCAGAUACAAUAAUAAGCCAGCUGUCAUCAGAAGGCUAGACGGUUAUACAGUUUAUAUAUGAACCUAGUAUGGAAACAAUGACUUUGAAUCAAACAUUGUCCAAGUCUGACAGUACAGAACCUCACUCUGACGCCACGCAGGGCGCAUGCGCAGACUGGAGAGAGGCCCAGCAUUCAUUAUUUCAGCUAGCCAACAUGUGCCUCAUCCUAUCAUUUCUGAUUCCGAAUAAAUUUCGUUAUUACCCCUUAUGUCUGCGAAUAUUCCUAGGAACGGGUUAUCUUUUCUUUUCCUUGUGGUCUGGGCUGAUAGUUUGUAUGCCAGACGUCCUUUUAUGGUCCGCAGGCUUCUUUCUUGUGAACCUUUUUCAUCUCUGUUAUAUAGGAUACCGUAUGUUGCCGUCGAGGAUAGAUAAAAAUUUGGAUGAUCUUUACAAAAAAUUGUUUGAACCUUUAAGAGUGGGAAAGCCUGAAUAUGAUUGUCUUGUGAAACUUGGUUAUGUUUAUGAAUUAGAAAAAUUUGGUGAAUACGCAAAGGAGGGAAUAACACAAUGUGGGCAGAAAACAUCAAUUUUAUUAAAAGGCAGGUUGAAAGUGCAGUUUGAAGACAUAUUGGUCCAUUACAUAGAAGGAAGCCAGUUUAUCGACUCUCCGGAGUACGACUUAACUAAUCGUGCUCAAAUGUUUGAAAGACCAGAAUGUAGCUCACCCGAACGCUUCUUAUUGUCUGACAAAGGAGACACAUACCAGGUGUCAAUUUCCGCAAUAGAAGAAUGCCUUAUUUUAACAUGGUCACUUGAUAAACUACAUCAAUAUUUACUGUCAGAUCCUGCCUUAUCUGCUAUCUUUCAUUUAUUGAUUGGUAAAGAUAUAAGCGACAAGCUUUAUCAGACACAGGAAAUGCUUCUCUCCGACCCAGAGUGUCCCUUAGCACGGUCGUAUCAAAACGCUCAACUUAGAGACAGGACAACACAAGAAGACAGACAUAGUUCUCAGUCUUCUCUGUUGAAUCUCCGUAGUGUGAUUGUAUCUGGCGUAUCCUUAACAAGCUUGGACCAUUUUAAAUGCACUGGGCCUAAUUUCAAAGGGACAUUGGACCAGCACUCCAAUACAAAAGACAGUGUGUUUGAGAGUCAAGUAUAAGACAUGUUAUUGAUUAUAGAUUAGGAAAAUCACUCCUCAAAAAGAGAAGCCUACUUUUCUAUCCUUCAUUUUACAUGCUACCGGUUCACUUUCACAGGAAAAUAAGCCAUAAGUGUUCACUUCUGAGACGUUCAAAUGACAAUGUGUAGCUGUUCUAUUCAUACUAUUUUUCUAUUGUGGUUUUUAAUAACUUUGAAAACUCCCUGAAGAAAAAAAACGAUUUAUGUAAAGAAUGCUAAUCUCAAUAUUACGAAAAAAAAACUCUUGUUUAAAUUUUCCUUCAAACUUAAAUUGUAAGAUUAUAGAAUUCUUUGGAACAAGAUAGAUCACUAAGUUCUAAUAAUGUAAGUUUUGAAAACAUUGUAAUCGAAAUACCAACAUAUUGAGAAGUCCUUCGUUGGUUAUGUGAAUCAUUAAUUUCCUUGAAACUUAAACAAUUAAAUAUUCAAUAUACAACAUCAAGAUAUUUUUUGGGCUAAA